AUGUCACAACCACUGACCCCACCUACACCAUACACGUACACACGCACACGCAGCUACAAUCUCAGGCAGUCGCAGCUAAACAGCCUACCAAAUCCACAGCAGAAUCCAUUGGCAAGCUUGUCUGCCGCAUUCCUUUACUCGCUCUUCAGUUGUCCACUGCACGCCACUACGCUGGACGCACCAAGCUUGGACAAUUUCAUAGCGUACGCCAUGUACCGGACACAGCUGAGUGGCGAUAUCUGCUUAUCUGCGUUAGUGCUGUUGCACAGGCUAAAGAGACGCUUCCCCAACGCCACUGGGAGCGCUGGCCAGCGACUGUAUCUCGCAGCGCUGAUGAUAUCAAGCAAGGUUAACAACGACGACACCUUCGCCAAUAGCUCGUGGCAUAUCGUGGCCAGAGGGCAGUUUACACUCCAGGAGAUCAACCAGAUGGAGAGAGAACUAUUUGCACACCUCGGCUAUCACGUUACAGUGGGUGAAGGCGAGAUUGAGACGCUCAGCAGCCAUCUAGAAUCGUUCCAGAGUACUCUGUACCGCACCCCGCCAUCAACGCCAGCUUCAGUCUCUUUCAAGAGGCAAAAACUGGAGCAUGGCUGUGCUCCUGCUGGCACAUAUCCCUCUCCUCCACCGACGCCGAUUAGGCAGAGCGUUUACUCGACACACGCAAAACCAUUCACUCAACUCGAGUCACGGCCACUCGUUCGAUCUUAA
This is a messenger RNA of Wallemia ichthyophaga EXF-994, 711 nucleotides long. Its product is annotated as PHO85 cyclin-1. Bases 1 to 711 code for a protein of 236 amino acids. Gene Ontology annotation, molecular function: cyclin-dependent protein serine/threonine kinase regulator activity; protein kinase binding. Gene Ontology annotation, biological process: regulation of cyclin-dependent protein serine/threonine kinase activity. NCBI's taxonomy places the organism in Eukaryota, Fungi, Basidiomycota, Wallemiomycetes, Wallemiales, Wallemiaceae. The record is from RefSeq and is a predicted model, not a curated record. Gene Ontology annotation, cellular component: cyclin-dependent protein kinase holoenzyme complex; nucleus. The transcript has a single exon.